This is a messenger RNA of Physcomitrium patens, 1136 nucleotides long. RefSeq lists its product as uncharacterized. Lineage: Eukaryota; Viridiplantae; Streptophyta; Bryopsida; Funariales; Funariaceae. Gene Ontology annotation, cellular component: cytosolic large ribosomal subunit; ribosome. Gene Ontology annotation, biological process: translation. Gene Ontology annotation, molecular function: structural constituent of ribosome; large ribosomal subunit rRNA binding. The record is from RefSeq and is a predicted model, not a curated record.
ACAAGCUCUGCUCUUCAUGAAGUGCUCCCGGACCAUUCACCGUAGACUUCUCUCCAGUUGCAGCUCAACUCCGAGCUCUGCCUCUCGGAUUCCCAUCGCGUUGGUUGUGGGGGAGCCAUUGCAGCUGUGUAGCAUCAUGGCGACCACUUGCAGAGCUGCAUUCGCAGGCACAACUAGGCUGGACACUGAGAGGAGGUCUUUCGUGGGUCACACAGCCGGGCUUUCUUCUUCGUCGUGUGGGAUCAACAAUGGCGCAUUCAGGGCUGUGGAGAUGCGCGGCGUCUCAAUUCCUGUGCGCAAGUCACUCCAGGUCGUCUCUAUGGCGCCACCCAAGCCUGCUGGGAAGGCUAAGAAAGUGGUUGGACUUGUGAAGCUGGCCUUGGAGGCUGGAAAGGCCACUCCUGCACCACCCGUAGGUCCGGCUCUUGGUUCCAAGGGAGUUAACAUUAUGGCAUUCUGCAAGGAGUACAAUGCGAAGACUGCAGACAAGCCCGGCUACAUUAUUCCCGUCGAAAUUACAGUUUAUGAUGACAGGAGUUUUACUUUCAUUUUGAAGACACCCCCGGCUUCUGUUCUUCUCCUGAAAGCAGCAGGUGCUGAGAAGGGAUCAACUGACCCUCAGAAAAUUAAGGUUGGCAAGGUUACCAUCGAUCAGCUCAGGACGAUCGCUCAAGAGAAGCUGCCAGACUUGAACUGCACAACAAUCGAGUCUGCCAUGAGAAUCGUGGCCGGAACAGCAGCCAACAUGGGAAUCGACGUCGACCCACCUCUGCUAGAGAAGAAGAAGAAAGUUUUGUUCUAAACAAUUCAUUGUAGGUGGUGUAGGUAUUCAUUUUCAAUCUGGCUUGCUGUUCCAAUUCGCACAAUGAGUUGUAGAAGGUGUCCAACCCAGAGUCAUGAAAGGUGUCAGAGCUGCAUUAUGGUUCUGCUCAAGCUACCGACGCUGUCUCGACACCACUUGCCUCUGCUUCUGUUUUAGGUCUUCACACCAGCUCAUGUGAUCGCCUCUUAUUCCCUUCCUGCUCCCUGCUUUGCCAGAUUUUUAUAAACUAGAAUUCUUGCGGAUUCAUGUAAUCCUUCAUACAAAGUAUUGAACAAUCCUCACCUUCAACGUAUUGAACAACUUUAUAUCUCUA